Beta vulgaris subsp. vulgaris (sugar beet) is the source of this 1520-nucleotide messenger RNA. RefSeq names its product 50S ribosomal protein L3-2, mitochondrial. Lineage: Eukaryota; Viridiplantae; Streptophyta; Magnoliopsida; Caryophyllales; Amaranthaceae. Gene Ontology annotation, cellular component: ribosome; mitochondrial large ribosomal subunit. The record is from RefSeq and is a predicted model, not a curated record. The transcript has 5 exons. Gene Ontology annotation, molecular function: structural constituent of ribosome. The coding region runs from base 225 to 1145 and encodes 306 amino acids. Gene Ontology annotation, biological process: translation.
AAAAAAAAUUUCAGUUCUCAUUUCGCACAGCCGCAAAACCCCUGAGACACCCUAAAACCCUUUCUUCCAGUUUAGCUGAUUCUCUCUCCUCGUUUCUGCAACCCUCAAAUCACUCAACUUUCUGCUCGAUAUCUAUCAAAAAAAUGUCUUCAUCUUAACCCCAAAAUCAAACCAUUUUUCACAAAAUCCAUUCUUUUGAUUGUUAAUUUUGAGGUUUAAUCACCAUGUCCGCCGCAUCUAGAGGCCUAAUUUCCCGGCUCAAAACAAUCUUAAUCCCACAAAAAACAACCACCCAAAUCAGAUUCUUCAGCUCGGAGAUUCUAACUCCUGAAAAUGAAGUUUUACGGCCAAGAAUCAUUGAAGCAAAAGCUGGUGUAAUGACCAAACAAUCUAAAAGAACUGGUGCAAUUGCUAUAAAAUGUGGGAUGACUGCACUUUGGGACAAAUGGGGUGCUCGAGUUCCUAUUUCUAUUCUUUGGUUUGAUGAUAAUAUUGUUUCCCAAGUUAAAACUAUUGAGAAAGAAGGCAUCUUUGCUUUACAGGUUGGUUGCUCUCACAAGAAGGAAAAACAUUUGACGAAACCCGAGUUGGGUCACUUUAGAGCGCAAGGGGUUCCGUUAAUGAGGAAGUUGAAGGAGUUUCCGGUGACAGAAGAUGCGCUUCUGCCUGUCGGUACAUCAAUCAAUGUACGACAUUUUGUUCCUGGACAAUGCGUGGACGUCACUGGGAUCACAAAAGGGAAGGGAUUUCAGGGUGUUAUGAAAAGGCAUAAUUUUCCGGGGUUGCCAGCAUCACAUGGUGUGUCAAAAGCUCAUCGGAGUGGUGGAUCUACAGGUCAAAGGGAUGCCCCUGGAAGAGUCUUCAAAAACAGAAAGAUGGCUGGGCGCAUGGGUGGCAAACAACGGACAGUUAAAAAUGUUUGGGUUUACAAAAUAGAUCCAAGGAGGAACUUAAUGUGGGUUAGAGGCCAAGUCCCUGGUGCUGAAGGAAACUUUGUAUUUGUAAAAGAUGCCUUUUAUGAGAAACCUGAUAUCUCGAAGCUUCCUUUCCCGACAUACUUUUCGCCAGAAGAUGAAGAUGAUGAAUCAUUAGAACCGAUAACUGUGGAUUUAGGGGAAUUAGAUCCAUUUAUGGCAGCUGAUUAAUUAUUGUGCUGAUUCAAAAUCUCUGUAGCACUUUUGUCUUUUCUUUUAUGGCCUGGGAAACACCUAGGAAUUAAUUGCUUUUGAAUAUAUAGGGAUCCGAUUAGGCAUGUUUCGAGGUCUUUUGUUAUUGCCGUGUAAAGACCCGAGGGUUGUUUGUUCUUGAAGAUAUAGGGAUAUGGUCAAAAGUAUGUUUCGAGGUCGGGCUGUGUUUAUUUUAAAUGUUGGUUCUGGAGCUAGUCGCUUCGGAAAUAUGGUGUAGCCCCAUAUGUUAUUUGGCAGAGUUUGAGCGUGGAGACCAUUUUUUUUGACUAGGGUGAACAAUGUUUUUGUAGAAAUUCUGUUUAAAUAAAUGGCUGAACUACAGAAAUUUUGAAA